Molecule: messenger RNA, 1446 nt
Organism: Pezoporus occidentalis (night parrot)
Lineage: Eukaryota; Metazoa; Chordata; Aves; Psittaciformes; Psittacidae
Product: adhesion G-protein coupled receptor G4-like
Exons: 8
Coding region: 386-1393 (335 amino acids)
Source: RefSeq, a predicted model, not a curated record
CCACAGGGCAGGGAGGGGAUGCCAGCUCGCAACUGGCCCACAUGCUGGUGUAUGGCGGGUGUUUUAUGGCCCCACAACAACCACAAACUUUACCCUGCCAUUAAAGAUGAUGAAUUGGCUUCCGAUCACCUCCAGCAGCUGUCUGGGGCAAUGAGACACUAUGAAUGGCCAGUUGCGACCCCAGCCUGGAGGAACUUGUAUUGGGAAGGGACAGGCAUGGCUCAUCUUUCUGGCUUGUGAAAUGGGGAGUGAUGGGAGAGUGGUGCACACCAUCUGCAUGAGAGGUGCACCAGCAUCACCAGCAUCUUCAAGGCAAGAUGUUCCAACCUGCCUGGCUCUACCUCUGCAUGGCUGUUCCUCAUUCUCACCAGAACAUGCCUGAAGAAUGAAGAGGUUCACAUGUAGCCCCGGACUGCACUCUUCUGCCAAGGCUCUUUGCAUCUUGAUGGCUGCUGCUCACGUUGUCCUCCUGGCAGAAGCACAUUACCUGCAUGGAGAAAGACUGGAUUUAUUGGGAAGGAAUGAUAAGUUUGUGUCUCUGGUGAACUUCAGCAUCCCUCAGCUGUGCCAAUUCACAGCAUGCAUUGACCUAAAGCGGACUGCCAACGUCAGCUCUUGGGCAGCCUUUUCCUAUGACGCUAACAACUCCUCCUUGGACAUCAAUGAUUUAGAGCUUGGGCUCUCUGGAGAAAACAAGCAAUUGAGGCUCUAUCUUUUUGGCACCAGAAGGGACAUUGAGAUUGACCUGGCCCUUUUUGUGUGGUACAGCGUGUGCUGCUCGUGGGACCCCAGGAAACAACUGCUGGAGGUCUACUGCGACGGUGAGCUCGUGCAUAGCGAAACCAUUGGCAGCGCUGGGUGCUUGAAACCCAACGGGAGCCUGGUGCUGGGUCAUCUGCACAAGAGAAAGGAUGGCUUCAUUGUGCGGGUGAGCAACAGCUUCAUUGGCAGCUUGUACUACUUCCAAAUGUGGGACCGUGUGCUGGGGCAGGAAGAGCUGCUGGACUGCGCCAUGGGCAACACGGUCAGCUGGGAGGAAGAGUAUUGGGACUUCAGCAGCAUCCUGCCCGUUGCGGACCAUCGCCUGCGCUGUGCAGGCUCAAGUGAAGCAUCAUCCACAAGGGCUCCUACGCUGCCCCCGUUGCCUCCGACCGGUAGUGCCAAUGGUACCGUUCCAGUCAGCUUCUUUAGCACUGAGAUGAACUUUUCCCUCUUCUACAAAACUGAGAGAGCUCCUGAUUACUAUGACGCAAGGAACCUCCUCGAAAACUGGUUUCGUAUCAUAUUUACUGGAGAAGAAUUUGUUGUGCCAAACUUUAAAGUCAGGGGUAAUUAUCCACAAAGCAAUGUCUAUAGCAGGCCUCAUGUAAGUAAUUUCUUAGUUUUGAGUUAAAAACUUACUUUUUCUUAUCUCUCCAGGGAGGAUAUAGUAGUUGUGUGGCUUAA